AUGACUCAGCCUCGGACUCGAAAAGAAGUUCAGACCCUAACUGGGCGAGUAGCAGCGCUAACUCGGUUCAUCUCGAAAGCUACUGACCGAUGCCUCCCUUUCUUCAAAUCACUCAAAGGAAACAAAAAUGUGGUACAUAUGGGGCAAGCUCUCAUCUUAUCAAAACCUGAGGUCGGGGAUAUCUUGUCCUUAUAUCUCUCUGUCUCCACAUCGGCCGUUAGCUCGGUACUACGACCAGCAUGUCCGCGAGUAUAA
Molecule: messenger RNA, 255 nt
Organism: Prunus armeniaca (apricot)
Lineage: Eukaryota; Viridiplantae; Streptophyta; Magnoliopsida; Rosales; Rosaceae
Source: the annotation of a GenBank genome assembly